Molecule: messenger RNA, 858 nt
Organism: Aspergillus melleus
Lineage: Eukaryota; Fungi; Ascomycota; Eurotiomycetes; Eurotiales; Aspergillaceae
Exons: 4
Coding region: 1-858 (285 amino acids)
Biological process (GO): transmembrane transport
Molecular function (GO): transmembrane transporter activity
Source: RefSeq, a predicted model, not a curated record
AUGGGUGAAGUCGUCGGGACCCUGCACCGCUGGUAUCGCGGGACCUUGUACCAGGCUGUGGCGCUGGGUUUGAUCAGUUUCACGCAGCCGGGUAUUUGGGAUGCGUUGAAUAGUCUGGGUGCUGGCGGUCUCGCGACGCCGUAUUUCGUCAACGCCUCGAAUGUUAUCACGUAUGUCAUUAUGAUCGUUACUUGUCCGCUCUUCGCCGUCGCUGGGAAUCGAUUCAGUUUGAAAUGGGUGUUAGUUGGAGGGACGAUCGGCUACGUGCCUUAUUUUGCCGCGUUAUACUGUAACAGUGUCUUUGGGACGCAGUGGUUCUUGCUGUUCGGGUCGGUGCUGUGCGGUUUCUCGGCCGCUGCACUGUGGGUUUCCGAAGCUGCCAUUGCAGUUGGAUACCCCGAGAUCGAGAACAGAGGGACAUACAUCGGAAUCUGGAUGGCCCUCAACAAACUCGGCUCGAUCAUCGGAAACGCAAUUCAACUCGCUCUGAACAUCGACAAUUCCGCUAAAGGCAGCGUCAGCCCGAAAACCUACCUCGUGUUGAUCGGUCUCAGCUGCGCCGGUCUUCCACUCGCUCUGACGGUCGCGCCGGCACAUAAACUGAUCCGCAAAGACGGAAGCAAACCGACCUUCAGCACCGACAAAGAGCACGUCUCAAUCAAGGAUGGAUUCAAGGGUCUGUGGAAAGCAUCGAAACAAAAGUACAUGCUCAUGUUGCUGCCCAUUUUUAUUACCGUGCGCUGGAGUCAGACGUACCAGGGGAACUAUCUGACCGAGUACUUCUCUGUCCGAGGCCGUACCUUGGCCGGGUUCAUUCAGACGGUUGUGGGCAUCAUCGCGACGCUACUGUGGGGUUAG